CAUGUUCUCACAGAGCUGCCGAGUCCAAUCUAACUAGUUUCUCUGCCUUUGGUUUUCUCUCACGUACCUAUUGUUUUUUUAUUUUAUUUAUUUUAUUUUUUUUAAAGGAAAAAAAAAAACCACCCUGGUUUUUUUUAAUCUCUAGACCGCUUUUUCAGAAUCGACGAAACAUCUAGCCAGUGCAAUCUUACGAAAUUGAUAAGCUCGUGCAUUUUCGGUAACGUUGUGCUACCUGAAUGGCAGGAUUGUUUUUUCCCCCUUUCUUGUUGUCAGUUGUUUAGAUUUGGACCUGCAUGCUUUUGGUGAUUAGUUAUGAACAGGCUGAUCUUUUGCACGCUUACGAGAUAAUAUGAUCAAUUGAUUUAUUGGGGAUUUAAAUAAAUACCAUCUCAGGUUUAGCAUUUUCCACUGGGCAGCAGAUAGUGUUAUUUUAAGAUAACAUGUAUCUCCGAUGCUGCUGUAUAAUAUAUAGUGUCAUCAAUAAAGCAUAAAUAUUGGGCGAGUUCAGUGCAUUGUGUAGAAACAGGAAGUAACCUUCAGUGUUCCUGAACACGGAAAUGUAGUGGUGGUGUUGGUGCAAUCUGACGUCAUGGUUAAAAUCAGCUCAUUUGGCAGUACGGCGAAGUCAACACCAGACACACACAUCAAAACCGAGCCCUGUCUCACACAAGAGGGGUCCGAUAACGUCGAACCAGACAAACAGCUCCUGGAUCCAUGCAUUGGAGAUAAAGACUUGGCUUUAGGUGGCCCUUCUUUAGACCUUCAUCACAUCAAGCAAGAGCCAGGCCAUGCUGAACCAGAAUCCGGGUACCGAAAUGUCCAAUCUCUGGACUCCAGAGUGUUUACCAAGACAGAGCCGGUUUGUGUUCCGAUUGAAAACUCGAGUUUCGGUCUUAAAACCGAGUCUGAAAUCCACGAUGAGGCAAACGGAGAAGUUUGUUUUCCCUUGAAGGAGGAGGAGGUGAUGAAGAUCAAGCUAGAGGCAGAAGAAGAAGAGUGUGAUCUCAGAACUCAAAAUGAAGAAGCAGGCGGAGAGUCGUUCUUUAACUGCCCAUACUGCGCCGUGUCCUUCACCGACUUUACUUACCUUGAGAAGCACCUCAAAUGGACCCAUCGGAGUAAUUACCUCGUUUGGCUCAAAUCUCAGAAAGCCCCACAAAGCGUCAAAAUCUCCUCGCAGAUGCUCAGCUGCUCUUCCUGCAACCACCACUUCUUCACCGAGGAGCAGCUGCAGGUGCAUAUGCGACGUGCCCACCUCCCGGUACCUGCACCGACUCGCAAACGAUACACGUGUCCGCAGUGCGACCGCAGCUUCGAUUACUUCGGCAACCUGCAGAACCACUGCCGCCGCUGCCACAACCUGACCACCGUGUGCACCGAUGGAGAGCUGAGCUGCGCUUCUUGCGGUGAGAACUUUGCAGGAAUGUGGGGCCUCGGACCACAUCAGUGCAACAAGCAAGAAAAAGAACAAAAGCCAAAAAUAGAUGGAAAGGAAACGCUAUGUACAAACCGCGGUUAUCUGUGUCAGCACUGCGGAAAAAACUGCCCCACGCUGCAGUGUUUAACCAUACACACUCGCACGCAUACGGGCGAGAAGCCAUACAUCUGUUCUGACUGUGGGCAUAGUUUUAAAGACAUGGGCAGCUUGCGCAAGCACAAGGUCAUCCACACCGGUGUCAAACCCUACUCAUGUCCUGAGUGCAAGAAGAGCUUCGCUCGAAUGAGCCACCUGAGCACACACUUGCGCACACACACUGGCGAGAGGCCGUACCCCUGUUCUGAGUGUGGCAUGAGGUUCAGUCACCGGUCAACACUGAGUCUACAUCAACGCGUCCACUCGGGAGAAAAGCCAUUCUCUUGUGGGGAUUGCAAGAAAACCUUUGCAACAUUGAGCAACCUCAAAGUGCACCUCCUGACACACAACAAGGAGAGGAUCCACAAGUGUGACGAGUGCAGGAAGACCUUUUCCAGGCCCGACGUCCUAAAGAAGCACCUCCGUAUUCACAAUGGCGAGAGGCCGUACGUUUGCACAGUCUGCAGCAAGAGAUUCAGUCGCAUCCAGCACCUGACCAACCACCAGCGCACACACACCGGCGAGAAGCCAUACCGCUGCGAAGAGUGCGGCGCGUGUUUCGCACAAUCCGGAGAUUUGACCAAACACGUACGUGGGCACACAGGGGAAAAGCCUUAUGCGUGUCCUGAGUGCGAUCGAUGCUACAGUAAUUCUGGAGACCUGGGCAAGCACAGGCGCACUCACAGCAGUCAGAGGCCUUACAGGUGUCAGCAAUGUGACAAGGCAUUCCUCAUGCCGCAACAUCUGAAAACACACACACUUACACACACUGGAGAGAGGCCGCAUGUCUGUCCAAAGUGUCCCCGCACCUUUAUACGGGCGCACCACCUCACCCAGCACCUGAAUGCACACCAUGCGUAGUGUCUCUUCUGGUCUUAAUAGCUCAUUUAAUUACAUUUUGUUUCGAAGAGCACCGACUACUUGUACAUAGUUCUGAUUACGCUUGUAUUUAGAAAAAACUUCCCCUAUAAAAUUAUAAGUAUUUUUGUGCCAUUAUUACUGGCUCAGUGACCCACAUCAUUCAUAACUCCCGUAAAGCUAUUCAAAUGAAGCGUUUAUUUUUCUCUAGCCAGUUUGCUGUCUCAUUUAAUCAAAUAAUGGGAAUGCAGACUAAUAUAGCUGGUGUGAUUUAUAGGCAAAUUAGGCGUUUGUUUUAUUUAGAUGGCACGUUGGCUGUCAAAAUGAUCAACUUCCUGACCUAAAGGUUGUGUGUGAAUGUCUUUUUAGGUAAUUACUAGUAAGAGGUUUGGAAAGAAGGCGACCCUUUUAUCACGGCAGAGGAACAGAUGAUUCAAAUGAUUGAUUUGAAUUCUUCUAUAGGAUUAUUAAUGCCAUUGAAAAAGAUCCGAAUGAAAACGCACCAGAUGCCAAGAUUUGUAGCACAAAAGCAAGACCAAAGUGUGAUUAAGACGCAAUAAUGCCACCGCAUGUAAAAAAAAAAAACACGCACCACAAGGUUAUGGGAAGUUUGGAGAAUUUUGAAAGUAAUAAAAGUUAUUCCCUUUUGUGUUAUGAGUUGUGAUAAAAGCUGUCAUGUUUAUAUAAUCCCUAAUGAGACUUUAAAACACUUAAUAAAAUUGUUUUUUUUUUUUUCAAAACAUUUAAUUCAGUCUCAUUUACUUACCUUUUAUUUCAUGCAAUUAAAUGUUCAUCAUAGCAGGACAUGUAACUAUUCCUACAUGUGAAUAUAACUGAUUAAUAAACAAGUUGGGUGAUGAUA
Silurus meridionalis is the source of this 3293-nucleotide messenger RNA. Its product is annotated as zinc finger protein 883. The transcript is spliced from 2 exons. Gene Ontology annotation, biological process: regulation of transcription by RNA polymerase II. Bases 590 to 2434 code for a protein of 614 amino acids. Gene Ontology annotation, molecular function: DNA-binding transcription factor activity, RNA polymerase II-specific; RNA polymerase II cis-regulatory region sequence-specific DNA binding. Lineage: Eukaryota; Metazoa; Chordata; Actinopteri; Siluriformes; Siluridae. The record is from RefSeq and is a predicted model, not a curated record.